AGAUUUCUAGGGUUUGGAGGAAGGAGAAGACGAAGACGAAGACGAAGCUCUGAGGUUUAUCCAUGGAGCCAAAUAAUGGAUUAACCUCAACCAAUCACAAGGCAGGAUCUAUCUCCAGUCUCCAAAUGGCUAUAUCGUCGGUGUUUUCUCGGUGGGACGGCCUUCAAAUGGCCAUUGAUAACAAAUGGGGCGGUGGCGAUUCUCACCAGAAAUCGCUGAAUCUCGCCUCAGAUGUUUUCACUUGGUUCUCUCAAUCCAAACGUUCUCCCCUGUACGUGGACGAUCUGGAAAAUUUGCUCCAUGAACACCUGCUUCUCUCCUUCAACACCGAGAUCGAAGAUGGUAGCAUCGAACAGGUAGCAGAGAAAUUGAUGAUGGUAUACGAAUAAAAUUUGCAGGGAAGUCGCUAG
Cucurbita maxima (winter squash) is the source of this 410-nucleotide messenger RNA. Its product is annotated as pre-rRNA-processing protein TSR2. Gene Ontology annotation, biological process: maturation of SSU-rRNA from tricistronic rRNA transcript (SSU-rRNA, 5.8S rRNA, LSU-rRNA). The transcript is spliced from 3 exons. The record is from RefSeq and is a predicted model, not a curated record. Lineage: Eukaryota; Viridiplantae; Streptophyta; Magnoliopsida; Cucurbitales; Cucurbitaceae. Gene Ontology annotation, cellular component: nucleus.